AUGCCAACCCAGUACCAGCCGCCGUUCAACAACUUUGAACUAGACAUGAGGCAAAAUACCACGCGGGUCCGCGGCAUCGUUUUUGGUAUCACCCGCCAGGGACUCACGUUCAUGCUCGCCGACGACACCGACGAGGUCGUGCUGAUUGAUCCUCAUGGGCGCUGGGCGGCACGUCUGGGCGGCUAUUAUCAAAUCGUCUGCCGACCGUUGCUCACGCGGAUCGGCAACUGCAAAUACAUGUCUGUAGAGCCGGGCACCGAGGUGAAAACAGGGAAAUUCAAGGCACGCCGCAUCGCCGGCCGUCUUGUCGAGCUCCAAGUGACGAUCAAUGGCCAACCGGGCGAGACUCUGCCCGGAUAUGUUUGCUUUCAGACGCUGGAAAUCGGCACCGUCCGCUUCUCGACUCGCGGUGUCUAUUCGCUGGAAAACAACGCCAGUUAUAUAUUGCCGCAGGAAAUACAUGGCCACUACGCCCACUCGGUGGUUGUCCGCCCGGACGUGCAGGAGUCUGGCUUGCAUUGGAAUGUCUCGCUGUAUCUGGGACAGGCCCAGGCGCAAAAGAGCAUUGUUGAGAAGCGCCAUCUCCCCACCGACGACGACAGGACCGAUCUUUAUUUUCUCGACCAGCUCGACCGCGGCUACGAUGUGCCAGGCUGGGCAGGACCACAGGCACAGUAUCCGGUAGAACCACCACCACGCUAUGAAUCGCGUCCAGCGUCGGCUCAAUUCUCCCAUCAACGAUCCACAGCGGACCCUUGGGCCCUCCUCGACCAAGUCUGGCGCCACGCUAGCAUCCGGGCCGUCCUCUCCGACAUCGACCCAAGGUUAGCGACAGCCGUUGAGGACGCAGUCCAGACGCAGUUUGGCGGCCCUGCCCCGGCCCCGCAUCAGCCGAUGAGAGUUUCCCCGCCACGCUACGAGCCCCACCCGCACGACAGACCGCAAGGCUCUUAUGAAGGCCCAAGAGGCUACCGGCUCUCUCCUGGUGCGCGCGUUUAUCAAGAGGGCUUUGGGCGCAACGGGCCGGAACCAACUUACUUCGAAGACCAGAAUGUCGGUGGCUACCACCAGGCUCCACAGAUGCCAGGCCCACCUGGACUGCCCUAUCGACCGGAACCACGCAAUCCUUACGGCGGGCCUUACGAUGACGGGUAU
Mesorhabditis spiculigera is the source of this 1155-nucleotide messenger RNA. The record is from the annotation of a GenBank genome assembly. Lineage: Eukaryota; Metazoa; Nematoda; Chromadorea; Rhabditida; Rhabditidae.